Messenger RNA from Lycium ferocissimum, 2414 nucleotides. RefSeq lists its product as uncharacterized. The transcript is spliced from 4 exons. The record is from RefSeq and is a predicted model, not a curated record. Bases 1005 to 2162 code for a protein of 385 amino acids. Lineage: Eukaryota; Viridiplantae; Streptophyta; Magnoliopsida; Solanales; Solanaceae.
CCUUUUCGAUACUUACAAAACCUCUCUUCUAUUCCCUCAUUUAAUGCUCAAGUUUAUGGUACAAAAAUCUCACUCUCUUCACCACUUCACUCUUCUUUCACUAAAAUAAAUAAAGAGCAGGGUCCAAUCCUCAAACAUCCCAUAAUCAUUGAACCCCCGGUUACUAUAAUCUUACAUUAUUAAAUUCUUGAUUUUUUUCACAUUAGGUGACCCUUCUCCUUUUCUUUAUUCCUUUUUAUGUUUUCUACUCUGUGGGUAUUAAAUAAUUGUCUCAUUUGUCACUGCCAAUAACUUUUCUUCACACUCUUUAAUCAGCUUUGAGCACCACAACAGAAGUUGGUAAAAGCUGAACUCUCUGCAUUAGUUAAAGGGUAAGCUUUACUUAAUCACAUUUGCUUUAAAAGUUUGGAACUUUUUCUGCUUUUGCUUCUCCCCUUUAUCUCUCAUCCUUUUUAGGGGGUUCUGCAAGAAGCACUUUUUCCUUUUUAAUUUUGUGUAUAUAGAAGUACAUAAGUGGCAAUUGGAAUAACCAACUUUCUUGCUGAUUGUUUUUUUUUACUUCUUGUUCUGAACUCUGGGGGCAGGAGAUACUGUUAAUUAAAUUCUGGGGGCUUGAAAUCGGCUUCUCUGUAAGGUUUUGUCGAUUUUCUUUUGAACCUACUAGUAAUAAAUUUGUUCCAAUGCUGGCAGUAUUUGGACUUUAAAACUCUUCCAGUGGUCCUCACUUUUGAUGACUGUGACCUCUAAAUUAAUUCCCAAAAUUGACCACAAUUCCAGGAUUUAAGUAUCUCAUAUUUUUCUUGUAAGAAAAAAAUAGCUUCCCUGUGCUGUUUAAGACAGGCCAUAACCUAGGUAAAAUUUGUAAAUUUUGGAUAGGCAAAAGCUGAAACAUUUUGAAACUAUUUUGGAUUUAUGGUCUCCUAAUUUCUUACCUAUUUGGAUAGAGUCAUUGUUGCAAGAUUUAACCAAGGAAUGUGGCUUGCAUUUUGCCAUUAUUGAAAGUCAUGAAGAAGAAUUCUACUUCCUUGAGGAAUUCGGGUUUGUAUACUAGCCCAGCAACACCAGAAUAUGGAGAUAUUAAUCAUGUCAGAGGAUAUCAAAAGGGCUGGAGUUCUGAACGAGUCCCAUUGCCAAUUAACAGGCAUAUUAGUGCCACUGCAUUGAUGCCUUUCAAUAGUGGAAGGACAGUGCCUUCAAAAUGGGAUGAUGCUGAAAGGUGGAUUACUAGCCCAGUGUCGAGUUACGGUGUUUGGAAGACUCCAAACACGCAACUCUACAGGCGCCCCAAGUCAAAAAGUGGACCGCUUGGGGCGCCUGGGCUUAUGUACUUACCGAACUAUUCACCCUCCAUGCCAGUGUUAGAAGGUGAAAGUAUGAGUAACUUCAUUGCAAAUUCACCAUUUACAACAGGCGUACUUGUGCCUAAUGGUGUAUCCAUUCAUUAUGGUGCUAGAGGUGUUGGAAUCCCUGGUGCUCUAUAUGCUGAGGAUAAUAUGGCUCGAGCAACUAGUGCUCCCCAUCUGUCAGAUUUGUCCAGUGAAUAUUCAGAAACAAGCUCCCAAGAUGAUGACACCAAGGAGCCAGAUUCUGUUUCCUGCACAGUUUCGAGGAGAGACAUGGCUACACAAAUGAGCCCUGAUAGCAGUACACAUGCCUCUCCCCAAGAAAGGUCACCUUCAAUCCCUCCUGGAGUGGGGCAGAGCAAGCAGCAUGUUGCAAAAAUCGAGAUUAGAGACGUGCAGGUUGACAAAGGAGCCCCCUUUUCUGGGCUAUCUCGGAAAAGCCAGGCAAGGAAACCCGAGAAAGAAUUACCAGAUGUGAGUGAGUCAAUUUCACCGUGGGAUGUUGCAGAUGGAGUAAACAGCAUUUCAAAGUCGCAAAGAGAGGAAGCCAGGAUAACUGCUUGGGAGAACUUGCAGAAGGCCAAAGCUGAAGCAGAAAUCCAAAAGCUUGAGAUGAAACUAGAAAGGAGAAGGUCAGCAACCAUGGAUAAGAUUGCGAACAGGCUUAGACAUGCUCAGCUGAAGGCCCAAGAUAUGAGACGUGCAACUUCGGAAAGCCAGCCCCGUCAGUCUCGAAGGGAUUCUCAGAGAAUCAUUCCGUUUCGGGAGUAUUUCAAGAUUGCCUCAUUUAGCAGUUGCUUUGUUUGCCGUAUCCCUUAAUUGUGUACAGGCAUUCUAAAGUAAAAUUCAAGUCAAAUCCUGGAGCAUCUGUUGUUAUUGGUGAUUUUAGGAACUGAUAACUCAUAGCCGACUGCUCUAUUCAGUAUUAUGUAUUCAGGCCUAGUCACUGAAUCUGGCGGAAUUCUGUACAGAUGAUACCUCUCAGUCUCAUGACCAUGAAAUACGCAGCAAGAAUACGUACGCCAAAACCAAUUAUGGUAAAAUAAAAAUGCAGUGGGGGUAUCAGAUGCA